Messenger RNA from Laetiporus sulphureus 93-53, 231 nucleotides. RefSeq lists its product as uncharacterized. The annotation marks the transcript as partial. Gene Ontology annotation, molecular function: zinc ion binding; DNA-binding transcription factor activity, RNA polymerase II-specific. The transcript is spliced from 2 exons. Lineage: Eukaryota; Fungi; Basidiomycota; Agaricomycetes; Polyporales; Laetiporaceae. Gene Ontology annotation, biological process: regulation of DNA-templated transcription. The record is from RefSeq and is a predicted model, not a curated record.
CAGGACGAACCGCACCGCCGCCCGCUCACCCUCGCCUGCCUCUUCUGCCGGAAGCGCAAGAUCGCCUGCGGCAGCCCGCCCCCCGGGGCCAAAGACCGUACCUGCAAUCAGUGCGCCCGGCGAAACCUCAAGUGUGUCUACCCCGAGGGCUCCCGCCGCGGGAUGCGCUCCAAGCUGCUCUACGCGCAGGACGCGCUCGCCCUCCAGCCCAUCCCCAUCAGCGUCUCCUGA